AUGUCCUCGUUUGUAAGAAGACGUGCACCAGCUCAAGCAAAACCCGUACAGGGAACUCGUUUGGUUCCAGGAUCAUCGUCGCUGCUCCAAGUCUCCACAGGCUUGCAAUCCCUCGACGAUCUUCUCGGUGGCGGGCUGCCACUGGGCCAGGUACUGGUCAUAUUGGCACCAGAUUAUCACUCUUCGUGGGGAGAACUAGUCGCCCGGUACUUUAUUGCUCAGGGAUUGUCGUCCGGCCAUCGCGUCUUGGUCUCUGAUCGUAAUCCGGCCCAAUUCGUCGCUGGAUGUAUGUGGCAUCCAGGCUCUAGUCGUGACCAGAAUACAAAAGGGGUGGAUGAAAAAGAAGCAGACGAACAGCCGGCGGAUGAGCAAGAAAAGGUCAAGAUUGCCUGGCGCUACGGGCAUAUGAAGCAAUUCAAGACGACUGUAGAGUCUACAGACGGGACAGAGGAUUACUGCCGUACCUUUGACCUUGCUGCAACGAUUCCAAAUGCAAUUAUAUCUCGAGCAGUGGAUGACAACCUACUCUCCUACGAGGAGACCGCGCCGCAGACGACAUCAGAUCCGUCAAAAGCCAUUUUACAGAAACUCCGAAGCCUCCUCAAUGCUGACGGCCAGGACAAAGCCCCGCUUCGAGUCUGCGUCAACAAUUUAGGUGACUUCCCCUGGGGACGGCUCCAUGGUCGGGACCUUCUUAAGUUUCUCCUCCAUCUGCGAUCAUCGAUAAGGGACACGACAGCAUGCGCCCUCGUCACUCUCCCACCGCAUCUAUCACACCCUGAGUUCAUUCCUGGUUGGAUUCAGAAGCUCUCGCAUCUUUCCGAUGGGUGCAUGACCUUUCAGGGCAUCACGUCCGACGCGGUCCUCGGAUCGACAUUUCCUUCAUACAGUGGUUUGCUCACGGUCCAUUCGACACCUAGUCCACACACUUUACUCGACCCAUCACGACGCUUCUCACAGCUGCGGGGUCUCGACGUCUCCGGGAAAGCGGAGAACAAUUUGGCGUUCAAGUGUAUGCGCAAGCGAUUCGUGGUCGAGACACUACACCUUGACGUAGAGGGCGGGGUCGGAGAACGUAGGACGACUCCAGCUGUACCUGUCUCUGUUACUUCGUCUGUGACCGUUGGUGCAGCACCUCGUCUUCACACCGACUCGUUGACCUCUGGCUUUGCCAAGGUAUCGAUAGAGGCCCCGCAUCCUCUUCCUACGUCGACUAGUGCAACGGAUGGACAGACGGGUGAAAAUAAACCAAAGAAGGCUCGUAAAAAAGUUGCAUUCCACUCUGAGAGUGCCGAUUUCGAGUUUUAA
Molecule: messenger RNA, 1308 nt
Organism: Serendipita indica DSM 11827
Lineage: Eukaryota; Fungi; Basidiomycota; Agaricomycetes; Sebacinales; Serendipitaceae
Source: the annotation of a GenBank genome assembly